Messenger RNA from Lytechinus pictus (painted urchin), 6802 nucleotides. Its product is annotated as suppressor of fused homolog. The record is from RefSeq and is a predicted model, not a curated record. Gene Ontology annotation, cellular component: cytoplasm; nucleus. NCBI's taxonomy places the organism in Eukaryota, Metazoa, Echinodermata, Echinoidea, Temnopleuroida, Toxopneustidae. The transcript is spliced from 10 exons. Bases 204 to 1562 code for a protein of 452 amino acids. Gene Ontology annotation, molecular function: transcription factor binding.
UUAGAUAUACAUUUCAACAGCCAAAUACCUUAAACGGGAUCUCUCAAUCCCACGCUUAAAAUUGUUAUAAAAUCACUAAAAAUCAACAGGAUUAGACUUUGAACUCGGAACAUCCGUUUCAAGAGAAAUUUUGGAAAUCUCAAGUCACUUUUGAUGAACAUCUGAUGCUUUGUUAACGUAUUAAUUUAUAUCUCUUUUCUUAAAUGGAGCAGCAGCAGAGCGGAGCGGAACACGGAACAGCACCUGUGCCUGCACUCCCGGCGGGGCUUGACGCUGUCUAUUCGGCAUGUCGGCGGCUGUAUGUUGAUCAACCAAAUCCUUUGCAAGUGACCGCCGUCGUGAAAUACUGGUUAAAUGGACCAGACCCACUAGACUUUAUCAGUAUGUACAGUAACCCAGGAGAGCCUGGUCAUGGGAUCCCACCCCAUUGGCACUAUGUUAGCUUUGGCCUCUCGGAUCUUUUUGGUGAUGGCAGAGUUCAUGAAAUACCUACAGGUCCCAAUGGGCCAAGUGGUUUUGGCUUUGAAUUAACGUUCAGGUUGAAGAAAGAGCCAACUGAAACAGCGCCCCCUACAUGGCCGGCAGAGCUUAUGCAAGGUCUAGCCAGAUAUGUCUUCCAGUCUGGCAAUACUCUUUGUAAUGGAGACCAUGUUUCUUGGCAUAGUCCUUUAGAUAAUAGUGAGUCUCGUAUUCAGCAUAUGUUAAUGUCAGAUGAUCCUCAAUUACCUACUAUCACAACACCACAUGGAACUGUCAGCUUUGUUCAGAUUAUUGGAGUGUGUGCUGAGGAACUGCAAGCUUCACAGAGGUGGAAUGGUCUUGGCAUGCUGGAAUUACUCAAAUCUAUGGAAGUUGCUGGUGGAUCAUGGCUUGUGACUGAUAUGCGAAGGGGUGAGACCAUCUUUGAAGUCAAUCCGUUACUGAUGGAGGAAGUAGAGAGGGGGAUCGAUACGGAAGGCUCAAAUCUUAGUGGCGUCUGUGCAAGGUGUUCCUGGGACCCUGUCGGUGACUGGACGGAUGAAACGGAUCCACCAAGGAUAUCACAAAUAGAAACUGAACAGAUAAGACAGGCCUUGACCAGAGGCCUAUCCAACGACAGACCUGUCCUUCCACCUAUCUCUGGUAAGGAGGACACCAACCAAGGCUUGAACCGCCGACCUUCCACUGAGAGUGAGACAGACACCCGCAGCUCUAUCUUUGAGCUUGGUAACUCAAGGUACCUGGAUGGUGUGAGCAUUAAGCUGAACCUUGAAGCCGCUGCACUACUGUCAUUAGCAGUAAGAGGGCGUCUUACCCAUGGUCGUCACUUUACCUUUAAGAACGUAGCCAAUGACUGUGCAGUUACCUUGGUCUCACCGAGUGUUGAGGGAUCCUUUGUUGAAGAGACUCAUCCUUAUGUGGCUAAGGGACCAUGGCUGCAGCUCCUCAUCAGAUCAGAAUUUGCAGAAACUAUGGCCAGCGACUUAGAGUUCUUGCAAUCAAAAGAAAAGUUGGAUCUACCCAAGGUCAUCGACUGGAGGGACAAGAGAAUAACACUGACCAUUACUCCUGAUGAGACGUAGUGACCGGUGUGGAGUGACCAGUUGAUUGGUCAAAGCCUUCCGUAGUGUGCUUCAUGACCCCCCAAUGUCACAGGAGAAGAUAUAUUAUCAUGUAAGAAUACCUGUCUGUCAAUACAUAGCUUUAACAUAGAGAUUUCUAAUAGAGUAGCAGAAAUAUGAAGUUCUUACAUGAUUUUCUUUCUUGUGUUGUGUUCAUUUUAGAGUACAUUGGGUAAUACAAGUAUGAUAAUGUAAAUCAUUAUACUAAUUUUUCCUGUUCUAUACAAAUUUAUUGUUCCGUAUGUUUGAUAAUAUUUUUUGUAAAGAAAUAUUUUUUUUGGGUUUGAGCUCUCAUGUGUGAUGCAGUAGUAUUUCCCUUUUUUUUUUUUUAAUAGAAAGCUCUGUUUAUUUAAGGGUUCUGAUUGGUCAGAAUAUCUUAUUGAUCCCUCCCCCUCCAUACAGUCUACUGUUUCAUUGGAUUGGAUUGUUGAUGUGUUAUUCAUCGAUGAAGUAAGGGUCAUUCAUACACUCAUUACAAUCGGUUACAAGUUGAUUAGACUUACAAGGUAUUAGGGGAAAAAAAAUUGUUUUCAAUGAGAUUGUAUUGCAAGAAAUAUCUGUCUCAUUUUUGUAUGCAUGAUCAAGCAAUACAGGUUACUACAGUAAUAGUUUCAUACCUCUAUAAACCUCAUUCAUUCUGCUGGGAAAAUGUCUCAAAAUUUGUACCUAAAUCAUGCAUCACUUUUCAUUUGAGAAAAAAUAUAUGAUGGACUCUUCAUGAUCUGACUGCAUGUAUUACUGAAAUGAUAACUUUGUUUAAGUCUGUAUUUACUAGAAUUGAGAAUUUUUAAGCUGUAAUUACCAACAAGUAACAAAAGCUUGUAGAAGUCCCCCCCCCCCCCCCCCAUGCUCUAUUCUGUUGUUGAACUAUGCCAAGUGAAUCCAGGGUUUGUUUUUGGUAAAGCAGUUUCAAAGAUCAAGAUUCCCACCAGUCAAAAUAUUGAUGUGAUAUCCAACUCCAUUUUCAAUAUGAAGAUUGUACUGUGAGACCUGUAGCUAUUUGAUCAGCUCUAAGAGAAAGUCAUGUGUAAGCCAAUUAGGAAGAUGAAAUGGAUAUGUCAAAAUAUGUCAUCCUUCUAUACCCUCGGUAUAAAUAGUAAUAAUAAUGAUAAUAAUAGGCAUUUAUGAAGUGCCAUCUGUGUAGAAAUAAUAUAUUUCUUGGUGUUCUAUUAUUGUAACACCAUCUUUAGCACGAGCUGCCUUCCAGUGCUCCGUGCAUUCAAAGAAUUAAUCCUGCCAGGUACCUAUUUGCCUCACGCCCUCACCUGGGUUGAGUGCAGCAUAAUGUGGUAUGGUGAAUGCUCAUUAAUCAACUGUCAGAGAGAGAUGGGUAACAUGACAGUGAAUGGCUUCAAGAGUUUGACUUUGAAUGGAGCAACCUUCGAACUACAUUUGUGUUUGCAUGCUGAUCAAGGAAGAGGGAAGGGAGACCUCCCCCUUCCUGGUCCCAUGGGGGGGGGGGCUUCCAAAAUGUUUAAAAAGUUAAUUCUGUGGGUUAUAUUCAAAGUGUAUUGUGUUGUAUUGUUGUAAAUCUGUUUCAAUGAUUGACCCCCUCAUUAAAAUAAAAAACAGCCCCAAACUAUCCACUUUAUACUUUGUGAUUAAUACAUAUAUGCUCUAAUCAUUGUAUAGAAUUGAUAUUAACUACAUUAGAAAAUGAAUAUAAUUUCUGCGACGAUAAUGAUAAUGUACUAAGUUUUUAGUAUUAUAUCCAUUGCAUCAUUCACUUAUGAAAUAUAUUUUAUCUGCAAUUUGGAUACACAUGGCACAUGUAUUCUAGGUUAUUUCCUUUCACCCUUUUAAUGAACUACAUCAAUUUGAAAUAAAGUGCUUCCAUUUUCUGUCACCUUGACCUUGUAUUUUGCCAGUUUUAAUCUUUUCUGCUAUGGAUUUAUUUUGAUAAUACUGUUGGGACAAUCUAAGAUAGAGAUUGUUAGUGUUGUAUUGAAAUAUGUAUGUUUUAUUUUAUUGACUGUAAUGGUCAACACAUGGAAUCUAUAAAUCAUGCUUUUCCUAUAUGCACCUUUAAUUGUUUGAUGUACUUUUAAAUAUAAUUUAUUCUUAUUUUGACUUAAGUAGAUGUUUAUUCACUGUUUUUUUAGCAAGGUCCUGCUACUUUUGUGUUUUCUUACUCAAUAUAUAUUGAAAUUCUGAUUUAUUUGUGAUUUUAGUUAAGGUAUCGUUCAAAUUUGUUACUCGCAUUGUGCAGCUAAUUUUAGAUGAAAUCUGUUGAAUGUAUAGUAUAGUAAAGUAAUGGUUUAUUGAAAAUUCAUUCACAGCCAAAGGCUGAAUUGCAGAAUAUUUUACAAAACAAGAAUAUACAAUCAAUUGCAUAAUGACACAGUGCUUAAGAAAUUAAAAUAUUUAAAAAGAAACUUGCCUAAAUAGAUGGAUACAGGAUUUUAUUAUCCAUGCAUAAAAAAUGACUUCUCAGUUGAAUAUUUAUGAAGUCACUGGUAGAUGUAAGAUGUAUGUAUGUUAUCGGUGAUUCGGUUAACCCACAUCUUCAAUUUUUUUGCAUAGAUUGGUGAAUGGGGGGGGGGGGAGCAAAGGGGACACGUGUACAGGUGCCAUCUUCCCGGGGCUUGAAAAUCUUAAAGAAAUAGUCAUUGAAAAACAAAGAGACCAAGACAAGAGUUUGAAUGGGUGCAACGUUACCGCUAACUAGCCAGGGUGCUAGAUGUUAGAAGGUGUGUGACUUUUGCUCAAGAUUAAUUCUGAAGUUGGAAGGGCACAACUUUUGUGCUUGCCUGGUGGAGCAUUUAUCAACAUUUGCGAUCUGACAUGAUUUUAAUUUUCUGAGAGGCACAUGUGUAAAACAAAUUUGUCAGAAUAAAAAACGUCUGAAAAGUCCUUUCAUGAAUCCUCCCCUAGCUGCUAUUUGAGUAAAUAGGCACCACUGUAUGCAUACAUCUCAAUGAAAGCAUUGUUUGAAUGUCCCAUAGAUAUCAAUGUCCAUUAUAUCAGCUGAAUAUCAGGAUGAAAGAAAUGCAGCUAUGAAAUACAAGUAGUAAUUGAUAAGCUUUACUUAUUUGGAGAUUUUUUGAAGAAAAUAAAUGAUUUUUUUAAAAAUGCUGCAAGCAAGGACUGUUUUUUUAAAUAAUAUCUUGUUUUAAUAGUUGAAAACCCAAAGAAAACCUAUGCAGUUGUUUGGCUUGAUGUGUAUGUUUCCGUCGAGGUAAAGUUCUGUUCUGUUGUUUGUGGGGUUCAUCUGAUAUAGAAUAAAAUCAAGUAAUACUUAAUGCAAACAGUAAAGAAUGCCAACCAUAAGAUAACAUUCACUUCUGGUAAUACUGAUAAAAUUGUUUGAAUUGUUGAAUGUUGAUUUAAGUGAAUGAAAAUAUUAUUGUAUACCACAAGAGAAAGUUGUAAUUUAAAUAUUAAAGGAUGCUACCAACUCUGUUAUCAUGUCUUCAAGAGCUGAAUGAAUAAUACACAUAAUUGUACAUUAAAAAUUAUAUAUAAUUGAAUAUUGGUUUAUUCUCAUAAUGUAGAGGUGUCCAUUCUUAUGAUUUGUAAUUUCAAUUGAAUUGAAUUAUAGGUUUAUUUAUAAGAUGAAAUGUUGUGUGAUCGGUUACAGGAAACAAUUUUUUUUAAAUGAGAUAUUUGUAUGAAGAGAGAGUGUGAUGAUAUUGUAAUAUUAGUUUGAUGUACCGGUAAUGCAUGCCCAUAUCUUACAAUGUAUGUAUGAAAUGAUUUGAGUAGGGAUUUUUUUUUUAUAUACAUGUAGAUGCUAGUGUAAUGAUACAAAUGUACUGGUACUGUUAACAGAUUUAUUUUGUUUGGGGGUACUCACGUGUACAUGUACUUCAUGUAGGCAGUAAUUUAUUGUAAUAUAUUGUGCACAUACAUGUAAUUAGAAGUGAUAUGUGUCUUACAUGUAAAUAAUAAUGUAUUUUUCUCUUAUACUAGCCCAAUAUUGAGACCUUUCUUCAUGCCUUUGAUAUUUCCAUAUAUUUUUGUUAGAAUGACCUCAUCAUACCUAAGAUGACUGACUUGGGCUUUUUAUUAUUAUUAUUUUAUUGAACCUGGAUUUGUGUUCAUCACUGAAAAAGUUGAUCUUUAAUGACCAGUGAAUAGUAAUCUUUGAAUGUUUCAAUUGUGGAAAUGAGAGAGGGCAACUUAUUAGAAUUCUUCUUGUGAGGGUCAUUUCUUGCAUUACAAAAUCAGAAUAAUGAUCACCAACUAUCUUCCCUCCUUCAUUUUAUUAGAGUUUUCCCCAUCUCCGAGAGAAUUUGUAUGAGUUACAUUUUUUUUUUGGUUAAGCCAUGUUUCAUAUCAAAGGGAAAAAAUAGCAUUUACCUGCUAAGAAUAAUUAGGCAGAACAUGAAUCAUGUACAUUAUUAUUUCUUUGGUUUUGCAAACAUUGUUUGCUCAACCCAACAACUUGUGACUUCAUGAAAUUCAUUAUAUUACCAUUGAAAUACAACUAUUUUUCACAGAUAAAGGUGGUUCACUUAACAAAGUCGCAUACCCGCUUUAUAGAUAUUUUUUAAUUUGUCAGUUGUUCACUACUUGUAUGUAUUGCCCUUUUAUUUUAAUUAUAAUAUUUAUUUCCAUUAUCGUCAUGUUACUGAAUUCUUGAUCACAUGAUUUUCGAAGAAUAAUGUAUAAGCAUCCCCUGUUUAUUUUGUAUUUCAAAUAACUGUGUCAGGUUCAAUUCUAAUAUAUGCCCAAAUUCACAAAAGAAUAUUAAUCACCUUUAUAUAUUUUUUUAGCAUCUGCGCACCCUGAAUAUGAUCCAAUUAUACAACUUAUUUGUGUUUAUUUUAGUACUUCCAUUUUAGAGGGGUAUGCUUGGAAGAUGAAAAAAAUAUGUGAAGGGUGUAUGGUGCCCAUUCUGAGUUUGAACGUCUUUUGUGAAUUUGGGCUAUUGUGUUUAUGUAUAUGUAUGAUGUGAAAUGUUGGGGAACAGAAUUUCUCCCUCUUUUCUAUCGUUGGCUUAAGUUGGUAAUGUCAUGUAUCAAACAGUCAUUGUAUAUUGUAGUUUUUAUACUUGCUACCAUAAUGGUGCUAUUAUAUUUGUAUGAACAAUUCUAUAGAAUAAAUGAAGUUGUCAUUCUGUCGUGGAACUCAUAAUUGGUAGUAAUAUAUUCAAAGACACUAUUUUGUUCAUAGUCAUGUUUUCUAUUUAAAUAUUCAGUAAGAGAAGUGAACUGUACCCAGAAGAAAUGAAUAAAUUACUUAGUACUGCUGAAACU